Molecule: messenger RNA, 2208 nt
Organism: Ziziphus jujuba (common jujube)
Lineage: Eukaryota; Viridiplantae; Streptophyta; Magnoliopsida; Rosales; Rhamnaceae
Product: chloroplast sensor kinase, chloroplastic
Exons: 9
Coding region: 64-1908 (614 amino acids)
Biological process (GO): signal transduction
Molecular function (GO): phosphorelay sensor kinase activity
Source: RefSeq, a predicted model, not a curated record
GGCAAAUGGGACAUUGGUUUUCCUCCACUCAAUGUCUCAAACCAACGUCCAUCUUCUUCCCAAAUGCUUCUCUCUGCAAUUACUCCCCAAAACCCUCGUCUCUCUCGUCCUCUAAAUCCCAAUUCUACCCUUAACUUUUCUCGUAAUUCCCACAAACUCCCCGAUUCCGCCACUUCCACUCAGAGAAGGCCCCUCCGCUUUACCAGCUCUUGUUCGCCGUCUUCUUCUUCUUCUUCUCUACAAAAUCCUAACCCUAGCCCCAAUGCUCUCCGCCACGUCAGCUCGGAUGAGGAACCGGAACCGGAACCGGCUAUGCUUUCUUCGGCCUCGGCCGUCGCAUCGGCAAUUCGCGGCGCUUCGACCUCACCCGUCGAGUUCAUGCAGAGAAUCGAAAACGAUAGGAAGAGCGGCCUGGUGCUUCCGAGUUCCGAUUUUCAGAGGCUUUGCGUCGAACAGUUGGACCUCUUUCGCCGAAUAGUCGAUCCCGAUGUCCUGCUCUCGGUCUAUGUAAGACCAGCUGGUAGUUAUGUAAUGGACCGUUUGGAGCUGCGUCGGGUUACCGCGUAUCCUGGAGUGAAUGCGGCUGAUAUUGUGAUAUUAGUUGGUAGUUUCAGCAUGCCCACUGGUUUACGCGCCGCAGAAGCUGUGCUUUCCAGUCAGCAAGUGGAAUUUAUACAUGAGAACAAAGCUGUGGUUUUCCCCAUGGUGAAACACCCAUUUGUGGUUGGUUUCUUGGUUGCUGAAUUUCAGAGUAUGGAAAUACUCAAGGAGGGGAUUGUGCAUAGCCAAGGGCGUGAUAUGAAUCAUCAUUCAGAAUCAGUUCCUGGGGAAGCUCAUGCUUGGCCUUUGGACACUAAUGUGAAGUCGUGGGAUAUUCAGACUUUGGAGGAGGAGUCAAUGAGAAUGUACAACUUCACUGCUGAGCAGAAAUCAAAUGCUAUCAACAUCUCUCGGUCUCUGGCCAUGGCAUAUGUUAUGGAUCAGAAAGCAAUGUUACUUCAGCAAUCCACAUGGCAGAAUAAUGUCAGGAUGAGUAAUCUAGUUGAGCAGAUUCGUGGUCCUCUUUCUAGCAUCCAGACUUUAAGCAAGAUGUUAUCUAUUCACACGAAGAAAACUGAGAUUUCAUUUGAUAUUGUUGAAGACAUCUUGACACAAGGUGAUCGUAUGAGGGAUACUCUCCAACAGCUCCAAGAUGCUGUUUACAUGACAAAGGCUAAUAUACUUCACUAUAAUGAGGAAAAAUUGAAGAAGAUUCCCAAUUCAAGUUUUACCAGGGAUGGGUCUGGCACUAAGCUCCAAAAUCUAGGUGAACCACUUUCCUUAAGCACUGCAGCCAAGGAUUUAGAGAUGCCUAUGCCACCUCCUGCUCUUGCGCCUGUACAUAAACAUGGACUUAGACCAUGCAGUGUUUCUGAUGUAUUAGUAGAUUUGGUGGAGGCUGUGAGUCCCCUUGCUCAUAAGCAGAAACGUGCAGUAGAACUGAAUGAACUAAUACAAUCUUUGGAAGUUGCAAUAGAAGAACCUGCUUUGCGCCAGGCCCUAAGCAAUUUGAUUGAGGGAGCAUUGUUGCGAACACAAGUUGGGGGAAAGGUUGAAAUUGUGUCAAUGAGAGCACCAGCAGGUGGUACUCUUGUAAUAAUCGAUGAUGAUGGGCCUGAUAUGCACUAUAUGACACAGAUGCAUUCCCUCACCCCAUUUGGAGCAGAUCUCUGUUCCGAUGAAAUGGUCGAAGACAACAUGGCAUGGAACUUUAUAGCUGGACUGACUGUUGCACGUGAGAUUCUUGAGAGUUAUGGGUGUGUUGUUCGUGUCAUCUCACCGCGGACUAAAGAUGCUGCCCUUGGAGCAGGUGGAACCCGUGUAGAACUCUGGCUUCCUUCGACAUCAUCCGAUUUUGAUAGUCCUUAACGGGUGUUCUAGUCUUUUUUUUUUUUUUUUUUGUCCCUUAACUCUCUACGAUAGGAAUCAUAGUAUAUACAACAAUUAAAUCCUGUUUUCUCUUUGGAAUCGAUCGAAAAAAGGAGGAAAAGAAAAAUGGGAGGUGGGGGUUACCCAUGGUAUGCAAUAUGGGGUGAUAUUGUAUAGUUUGUUUUUUUGCCAUACUGCACUAUGUACAGUGUAAUACAUGUAGAGAAAUGAUUAUUUCACGGAAACCUUGUAAAAAUUGCUGUGAAUUUCGGUAAAAAUGUGCUGCAGGAUCUUAUAAUA